Messenger RNA from Rosa rugosa (rugosa rose), 1828 nucleotides. RefSeq names its product probable sugar phosphate/phosphate translocator At3g11320. Gene Ontology annotation, molecular function: antiporter activity. The transcript is spliced from 6 exons. Bases 207 to 1424 code for a protein of 405 amino acids. The record is from RefSeq and is a predicted model, not a curated record. Lineage: Eukaryota; Viridiplantae; Streptophyta; Magnoliopsida; Rosales; Rosaceae. Gene Ontology annotation, cellular component: Golgi apparatus.
GCUUAAUACACAGUGGUGGUGGUCUCAGGUAGAGAUUGUACCGAUCACCCACCUUUUUCAGUUGCCGGAGUUUUUCUGUUUAGUCCCUCAAAAAGACCCAAUUUAGGUUUUAGCCCUCCACAACCUUCCUCUUUGUCAAGCUUGUUUCUUUUCAGCUGUUUGGUUCUAAACACACACAAACAGAAGAUUGGAUUUUUCCUUCUUUUAUGGCACAGAUUGCAAUAUUGUCUGCUUCAGCAAGUCUUAUACCCUUCAAUAGUGGUGGCUGUGGUGGUGGUGCUAAGCAAUUGAGCAAGUCAUUGCAGCUUUUUUCUUCAAGAAGAUAUACAACUUCUACUACUACUAGUUCACCAUCAUUAACCACAAUAAGGUUUAGAAGCAAGAGAAUUGGGAAGUUUGAUUUUUGGGCAAGAGCAGCAGCUAGUCAUGGAAGAUUGGGGGAGGUAGAUGAGUGGACAUUGCCAGAUAACAAGCCGUCCGAUUCAGACCCAGCACCGCCGGCGAUGAAGGGGAAGAGCCGCUUGUUCACGAUCGGGCUCGUGACGUCCUGGUACUCAUCCAACAUUGGCGUUCUGCUGCUGAACAAGUACUUGCUUAGCAACUAUGGCUUCAAGUACCCGAUCUUCCUCACCAUGUGCCACAUGACGGCGUGUUCUCUGCUCAGCUACAUCGCAAUUGCGUGGAUGAAGAUGGUGCCGAUGCAGACCAUUCGAUCCCGGGUUCAGUUUCUGAAGAUCACGGCGUUGAGUCUCGUGUUCUGUGUUUCUGUGGUGUUUGGGAACAUUUCGCUGCGGUAUCUGCCGGUGUCGUUUAACCAGGCUAUAGGGGCCACCACGCCGUUCUUCACUGCCGUUUUCGCUUACUUUAUGACCCUGAAAAGGGAGGCUUGGCUGACUUACCUGACGCUCGUUCCUGUGGUUACAGGGGUCAUCAUUGCCAGUGGGGGUGAACCAAGUUUCCAUCUAUUUGGGUUCUUAAUUUGUAUCGCAGCAACAGCUGCCAGGGCGCUUAAGUCAGUGCUACAAGGGAUUUUGCUUUCUUCUGAAGGGGAGAAGCUGAAUUCGAUGAACCUCCUAUUGUAUAUGGCUCCGAUAGCUGUUGUUUUCCUACUCCCUGCAACACUUAUCAUGGAAGAUAAUGUCGUUGGGAUAACACUAGCUCUUGCAAGAGAUGAUGUCAAGAUUAUAUGGUAUCUGUUAUUCAAUUCAGCAUUGGCAUAUUUUGUAAAUCUGACCAACUUUUUGGUCACGAAACACACCAGUGCUCUGACUCUUCAGGUGCUAGGAAAUGCAAAGGGCGCUGUAGCUGUGGUUGUUUCAAUCUUGAUUUUUAGAAAUCCUGUUUCUGUGACUGGAAUGAUGGGUUAUUCCCUUACAGUCUUUGGAGUAAUUCUAUACAGUGAAGCGAAGAAAAGAAGUAAAUGAUAAAUUCAUCCUGGGAAAGCAUCAAGUGAAAUUUCCUACAUUUUGUUCAUCAUACUACGUGACACAGCGGUGGCCUUCCCAGAAUCUGGAGGCAAGUUAUGGCCACAUGCUAGCAGUUGUUGCUGGGAUUUUGCCUCUAAAACAUCUAUUUUUUUGCCUGGAAGCCUGAAGUUCAUGGUUUCCAUUUGUAUCAGCAACGACGCAGGAAUAGUCAAAAGUAGGAAAUUCAAUAAGUGACUCAUAUCUCUGUUAGUCCCAGCAUGGGGGUUAUGCAGGAAUAUAUUUUUAUCUUUUAUUCUUUUAAGUAAAGGGUUGUAGAAUUGGUCCUUACACAAUCAGUCUGUUAUUAACGUUUCAUAUAUUGAUUAAUUAAUGAAAAACAUUCAUCUUUUUAACAUUCAUAA